CAUGUGACUUCGAUGUUGACGUACACCGAGGGAUAUUGGCGCGGUUUAAUCUAAACCCAGCAGCAGUUUGUGCGUAAGCUUUCAAAUUUUAAUCGAAGCAAUGUCUGCCUAUCAAAAAUACAGAUACGAAAACGAUUGCAAACCUGAUGAAAACAGGAACAAAGGCACUUCAAGAUGGACCCAUUGUAGGAAACGCGGUGCAGAUGGUAAUCUAAGAAAAUCUCUCGAGGUUGGAGAGCCUGACAAAUGUUCACAGAGCUCACGCAGACAAGAAAGUUUCACAACCCCAGAGAGUGAGGGACCUGUGUCCAGAGUAAAAAACUGGGGAGAUGAAGUAGAGGCAGAGGAAAUGCGUUCAAAUGUCCAACGUGAUAUGCAUCGAUAUAGGAGGAGGAUUCUUGAAGCAGAUUUUCCUCAAAGAGAUAGAAAAAUCUCCUCUGGAAGUUCUGACUCCAGAGACUCGAAAGAUUCCAAAGAAUCACCUGCUAAAGGUGACAUCGAGACAGACGAGACCACUCUCAUAAGGAGACAAAAACAGAUUAAUUAUGGGAAAAACACUCUUGCAUAUGAUAGAUACAUCAAAGAAGUUCCCAAGCUUAUGAGACAGCCUGGUGUUCAUCCAAAGACUCCAAACAAAUUCAAGAAGUACAGCCGACGCUCAUGGGACCAGCAAAUAAAACUGUGGCGUGUCAAACUUCACGCGUGGGAUCCACCUGCAGAAGAGGGAAGCGACCUGCAGCAGAUAGAAGAGAUUGACCUUGGUGAAAUAAUGGAAUUUGAAUUGGAUGUGGAGUGUUCAGCGGAUACUGAAUUCCAAUGUCCGACAUCCAGUGGAGCAUUGCUGUCUUUGGCAGAGGAUUCAUUUGCAGGAACCCCUAAAAAGAUGAUGAAAAUUGAGGAUGCUGAAAUGUCAUGAGCAACUACACUGAGAUCCAGUCUCUAAUGAGGGAACUCCUGAGCAGCUGAAUUGUUUUAAUACACUGGUCGCCUUACCGUUUGAGCAUUAGCAUUAUUAUUAUUGAGCAUUAUUAUUUCAACAGGUUCUGAUGUUUUAUUGGUAGCACAGGUUUUGACAGAUUAUUAAAGAGAAGGUUUUGUCCGUAUCACUGAUUCCAACAUGUUGUUUUCCAUUUUUAUUUAAUUUUUGGGUCUUCGAAAGAAAAUGUAAAUGUUGUAAUGGUUGAAUUUUCUAUUGUGGUAAUCAAUUUAGUGCUCAGUGGACAUUCUCUUGUAUUUAUCAGUUUGUUGGAUCUCAGAGAGGGUUCACAACAAAUUUCCAAUGUUAAAAUUGUUUUUGGUUUUAAGUGUUCUUUUAGGCGUGUUUUUUUUUUUUCCUUUUCUUUUUUUUUUUGCUUGUUAACUAAUAUUUUAUUAAGAACUUUUUGAAAAUAAAUAUUGCUUGGAAUGACCAAAUAGUUGUCAUUCAUUUAAUAUAGAAUGUAUAUAAUCACUGAAUAUGCUUAGCUUUUAAGACCUUGGUAUGAAGUAAAAUUAAAAAUCAAAUUUUUUAGAAAUCUUUUGGAUUCCAGUCAAAUGGAGCCCUUAAAUGCAACAAAUGUUUGGAAUCACAAGGAAAUACUUAUUUGGUAAUGAAAUUGGUACUUUUACUCUUUAACGUUACAUUGAAGUGCUGUUUUCUCUUCAAUGAUGCAAAUGACUUUCUCAAUAUUAUUUUGUGUCUGGCUUUACAUGGUUAAGAUUGAAACUGAGCUUAUGUGUUAUAGCAUGCAGCAUAAAAGGGUAUACUCCAAUACCCCCUUUUUUUCCUAAAUGAUUGUUAAUACAUUUCAAGAAAAUAAUACAAAUCUGAAGUGUAUUAUUGUACUUAUUUCUCUGUGUUAUGUACUUCCUAUCAAUAUCAAUUAGCCAGGUUUUUUUUUUCUUUUUUAAUAAAAGGUUUGGAGAAAUGAGUACGCCAUUGAUUAAA
This is a messenger RNA of Carassius auratus (goldfish), 1927 nucleotides long. It is a transcript of the gene slbp, whose product is annotated as stem-loop histone mRNA binding protein. Gene Ontology annotation, molecular function: mRNA binding; histone pre-mRNA stem-loop binding. Bases 101 to 916 code for a protein of 271 amino acids. Gene Ontology annotation, cellular component: histone pre-mRNA 3'end processing complex; cytoplasm. The record is from RefSeq and is a predicted model, not a curated record. Gene Ontology annotation, biological process: mRNA 3'-end processing by stem-loop binding and cleavage; mRNA transport. Lineage: Eukaryota; Metazoa; Chordata; Actinopteri; Cypriniformes; Cyprinidae. The transcript has 8 exons.